AUGAUUAAGACGGCGAUCGUGACUGGGGCAUGUUCAGGGAUAGGAUUAGCGCUAGUACGACGAUUACUCUACGACUUUGAGUCCAAUGAAUCUCAACAAUGGAGAGUGGUGCUUGCUGACGUCAACGCCGAGGCCUACGAGGCGAUAAAAGCCACACUCCCUCAUACGGCUAGCACAAUAUCAAGGCAUUUAUUCGUCAAAACGGAUGUCACAAGCUGGAGCGACCUGGCGAAUUUAUUCAAGACGGCAUUCGAGUGGCCUGGUGAAGGGCAGGGAAGGAUUGAUUUCGUGGCGUGCAAUGCUGGGAUUGAUGAUAAUGCGUUGAAGAAUGGGCUUUUGGAUGACGAUGAGGCUGACAAUGUGGACGAGGAGGCAGUGCCCGUGCAGCCCGAUCUCAAUGUCUUGCAGGUCGAUCUGCACUCGAACUUCUAUGCGACUAAGUUGCUUGUUCACUAUACCCGCAAAACGAGGAGAAGGGUGACGGCGUUGCAGAAUGGAUCCGCCCCUGACUCGGGGAUAGGGACGCCGAGAUUAGUGAUAACGGCAUCUAUGGCAGCUCAAUAUCCGUUCUUCCUGAUCCCACAGUACACGGCAGCGAAGCACGGAUGUCUUGGGCUGGUUAGAGCCUUGUCACCCGCGCUGUUGAAACACGAAGGCAUUACGUUAAACUGCGUGAUGCCCGGCACAGUCGACACGGGACUCAUUCCCGCGCCGGUGAUGGCCCAGUGGCCGAAAGAACAUUUGACGCCUCUUGAGACCGUCAUGAGGGCAUUCAUGGAACUGAUUGGAGACUGGAAGAGGGCGGGGUUGAGCGAGCACGUCACGAGCGAUGUACCUGAUCAUGAGCUGAAGAAUGGAUGUGCCGUCGAGUGCUCGGCGGGCUGGCUCUGGUAUAGAGAUCCUGUACCAUUCAAGGACGAGAGUAUGAGGUUUGUGGCGGACCAGAGCAAGGAAGAUGGCAUUUUGGGUCAAUUCGUGCUGCAGAUGAAGGCGAAGAUGGAGGCCGCAGGGGAAGGCAAAAAGCAUUGA
This is a messenger RNA of Exophiala aquamarina CBS 119918, 1029 nucleotides long. RefSeq lists its product as uncharacterized. NCBI's taxonomy places the organism in Eukaryota, Fungi, Ascomycota, Eurotiomycetes, Chaetothyriales, Herpotrichiellaceae. Bases 1 to 1029 code for a protein of 342 amino acids. The transcript has a single exon. The record is from RefSeq and is a predicted model, not a curated record.